AUGGCCACCACAUCCAAGCAGCGCCUCGCGCUGGCCAUCUGCGACUUCCUCACAACGUCGCUAACGGACGGCACGCUGCAGGCCGAGGACCAGGACUCGGUCGACAUCGCCGUCAACUGCAUCGGCGAGGUCUUUGGCGUCGACCCAAGCGACAAGGCCGCCGUGUCGCAGGCCGUCGGCUCGCAGAGCCUGCUGCAGAUCUACUCCGUCUAUGAGAAGCUCAAGAGCGCCACGCCCAAGCCCGCCGCUACUGCCGCUGCCACAGCCAGCACCCCGUCGUCAUCUUCAGCAGCAACAGCGCCCAGCGACGAGCAAAAGAAGCAGGCCGAGGCGCUCAAGUCCAAGGGCAACGCGGCCAUGGCGCAAAAGGACUACGCAUCGGCCAUCGACCUGUACACGCAGGCCCUGGCGCUGCACCCGGGCAACGCCGUGUUCCUGUCGAACCGCGCGGCGGCCCACAGCGUAGCUCGCGACCACGAGUCGGCCAAGGCCGACGCCGAGGCCGCCGUCGCCGUCGACCCCAAGUACACCAAGGCGUGGAGCCGGCUGGGGCUCGCGCGCUUCGCGCUCGGCGACGCCAAGGGCUCCAUGGACGCGUACAAGAAGGGCAUCGAGUUCGAGGGCAGCGGCGGCAGCGAGGCCAUGAAGAAGGGCUACGAGACGGCAAAGCGCCGCGUCGACGAGCUGGCCGCCGACGAGGCCGACACGACGCGCGACGUCGGCGGUGCGCCCGGCGGCGGUGGUCCGAGUCUGGGUGAUUUGGCUGGCAUGUUUGGCGGCGGCGGAAGGGGAGCGGGUGGCGGUGGCGGCGGCGGCGGCAUGCCCGACUUUGCGUCCAUCAUGAACAACCCCAUGUUUGCGUCCAUGGCGCAGAACCUCAUGAGUAACCCCGACACCAUGGCCAACCUCAUGAGCAACCCGCGCCUGCGCGAGAUGGCCAACCAGUUUGGCAGCGGCGGCGGCCUGCCCGACAUCAGCUCGUUGAUGUCGGACCCCAACAUUGCCGACAUGGCUCGUUCCAUGAUGGGUGGUGCCGGAAGAGGUGCUCCGGGCGAUGGUCCCGACGGCGGCGCUGGGAGGUGA
This is a messenger RNA of Lasiosphaeria miniovina, 1083 nucleotides long. RefSeq lists its product as uncharacterized. The record is from RefSeq and is a predicted model, not a curated record. The coding region runs from base 1 to 1083 and encodes 360 amino acids. Gene Ontology annotation, biological process: post-translational protein targeting to endoplasmic reticulum membrane. Lineage: Eukaryota; Fungi; Ascomycota; Sordariomycetes; Sordariales; Lasiosphaeriaceae. The transcript is spliced from 3 exons. Gene Ontology annotation, molecular function: protein binding; molecular adaptor activity. Gene Ontology annotation, cellular component: TRC complex; membrane.